AUGGAUAGGUUUCAGGAUUUUUUUCAUCAAGUUGCUGGUCAUGAUGGAACGCUAAUUGAUACAUCAGGCUUAAUCUUUGCAAAAUUAGCAUAUCAGAGUGAGAUUGAUUUUUAUACCAGGCUACAAUACAGCUCACCAGAGUCAAAAAUCUGCAACUUGGAUAGUUUAAACAGCCAUGAUGGUGAUUAUGAUAAAUAUGAUGAAUAUGGUUCAAGAUUAAAAGACUGGGUACCUGUGUUUAUGGGCACAUUAACUCCAUAUGCCUAUUCAGCUCCAAAUAAUGAGGGCAAGGACAAAGAUGAGAUUACUCAGCUUAUUGAGAAGACAUCUAAUGCUGUUAGGUGUGGUGGCGGAAGCGAUGCAAAACAGCCAACGUAUAUCAUUUUAAAUAACCUAUUAUAUGGGUAUAAUUAUCCGUCUGUUAUUGAUAUUAAGUUAGGAUCAGUUUUAACGGAUCCUUUGGAUCCUAAAAUCAGUCAAAAGAAACAUGAAAGAUUAGCAUUAGUGUCCAAGAAUACAACAUCAGGUUCAAACUCGUUUCGAAUUUGUGGGUUGAGAUUGUUUAAUGAUGAUGAUAAAAUCGAUUUGGAUAUGUUGAACUCAACGUAUAGUAAUAGGGAUGGUAAUAGGGAUGAUAGUUUCGUGAAGGAAGAGCAUAUUAUCAAACAAAGCUAUAAUAAUAAAAGUUAUUUGAAAUUGAACAAAGGGUUUGGAAAAAGUCUAAAAGCUGAUAAUAUUAAACAAGCACUAUCUUUGUUUUUUCUAAGUAAUAGUUUGAGUCCAAUUCGUAAAAAAAAAAUACUAGAGAAUACAUUGAAUCGUUUGAAAUUGUUUUACAAUUGUUUGUUAGAUGAGGAAAUCCGAAUAUUCUCAUGCAGUUUAUUGAUUGCAUAUGAAAAUGAUAGAGAAAAAUGGGAUGCUCUUAAUGACCACGAAGUCCUAUUACGUGAUUAUCCGUUUGGCAGCUCCAGUGAAUAUGAUGAUGAUGAAGACGAUGGAGACGAUGAAGACGAUGAAGAAGAAGAAGCAGAAGAGGAAAAAGAAAAAGUGGAAUACCGCAGAAAAUACGUUGAAAAUGAUGAUUUCAACGGAGGGACCAGCGUGGAUAAUCCACCUCUAAGCUCUCUAAACUUGAUCGACUUGGCUCAUGCAAGAAGUGUGCCAAACCAAGGGAGGGAUGAGAACAUUGUGGAAGGUGUCUACAACUUGAUGGAGAUACUCAAAGCAAUUUACAACUCAUUGUAA
Messenger RNA from Ascoidea rubescens DSM 1968, 1245 nucleotides. RefSeq names its product inositol polyphosphate multikinase (gene ARG82). Gene Ontology annotation, molecular function: inositol-1,4,5,6-tetrakisphosphate 3-kinase activity; inositol hexakisphosphate kinase activity. Gene Ontology annotation, biological process: inositol phosphate biosynthetic process; phosphatidylinositol phosphate biosynthetic process. Gene Ontology annotation, cellular component: nucleus; cytoplasm. The transcript has 2 exons. Lineage: Eukaryota; Fungi; Ascomycota; Saccharomycetes; Ascoideales; Ascoideaceae. Bases 1 to 1245 code for a protein of 414 amino acids. The record is from RefSeq and is a predicted model, not a curated record.